Messenger RNA from Vollenhovia emeryi, 2519 nucleotides. RefSeq names its product innexin inx7 (gene Inx7). Lineage: Eukaryota; Metazoa; Arthropoda; Insecta; Hymenoptera; Formicidae. The transcript has 7 exons. Gene Ontology annotation, molecular function: gap junction channel activity. The coding region runs from base 303 to 1565 and encodes 420 amino acids. Gene Ontology annotation, biological process: phototransduction. The record is from RefSeq and is a predicted model, not a curated record. Gene Ontology annotation, cellular component: plasma membrane; gap junction.
GAAUGUCUUAGGGUGGUGCGCAAUCAGCGCUUCUGAUAACGCUCGUCAGAUUGAUGUUGCUUUCGAGUUUUCAUUAGUACAUCCUCGAUCGGUACUCCAUGUGGAUUUCGAAGCGUCGCGCGUCUGCAUUUUGCACGCGAAAUUUCUCGAAUAUCUCGGCAGCUGCGAGAACCGUAUGCGAAAGUUCGCGCUUGUAUCAGCUGACGCGAAGUAGUUCGUAACUUCGCAAGUUAAUUGUACUCGGACAACGCGAACGACUUCCUUAACUUCGCUCCCGGAAGAGGCUUGGAGAACCGGCCAGCAUGGCGCCGCCCAGCACCGUGUUCGCCGCCUUGUCGAUCCUCAAAGACCAUGUCAAUUUCAAAGUCAAUCAGAACUCGGUAGCCAUUGACAAUAUCGUUUUCAGAUUACAUUACAGAAUUACAGUCUUGAUGCUUCUCGUUGCGUCCAUUCUAGUCACCUCCAGACAAUUUUUCGGAGAACACAUAAGAUGUAUCGCUGACAUUACUGUAUCGAACAACAAAGUCAUCGAGACCUAUUGCUUUUUCAUGUCGACUUUCACCGUGGUGAAGCAUCUGAACGCUACCGCGGUGCUGGAGGGCGAUAUAGCGCAUCCCGGCGUCGGACCAGCUUCCAAAAACGAUGCCGUCAUACACCACGGUUAUUACCAAUGGGUGCCCUUUGUCCUGUUCUUCCAGGCGCUCUUCUUUUACUUGCCGCACUAUCUCUGGCGGAAAAUGGAAGGCGGACGUUUAAGCAUGCUAGUAUCAGGAUUGCACAUGGCAUCCUUGUUACUGAGUGAAACGGAGAUCAAGAUAAACGAUGAUAUGAAGGUACCGUCGCGAAAAGAUCGCGACGAGAAGGUGCAGCAGAUUCGCACCGGCUUUAUAAACCGCUUGCACUUAAAUCGUCCGUGGGCGUACAGUCUGAUUUUUUGCGAGCUCUUGAAUUUCCUAAAUGUGUUCGUGCAAAUUUACUUGACCAACUGGUUCCUCGGAGGAGCUUUCUGGAAUCUCGGCCGAUUGGUCUCCGUGCCGGCUACAUCUAAGGAUGAAGUACACCCACUCGACGUAAUAUUCCCAAAGGUAACCAAAUGCACUUUCCAUAAGUACGGCCACUCUGGUACUAUACAAAAGCACGACGCGCUGUGUGUGAUGGCACUGAAUAUCGUUAACGAGAAGAUCUAUACGUUCCUUUGGUUCUGGUUCUUCGUGCUCUUAGUGAUAACCGGUUUGGGAUUGAUUUGGAGACUACUCACCAUGAUCCUUCACUCGAGGAGUACGUCAUUCAACAAGCUCGUGUUCUCCAUAGCAUGCCCUGGAAAGUACAAUCCGUGGAACGUACUCAAGGUCACUCACGAGUACUACUUCGGUGACUGGCUGUUUCUCUAUUACAUCGCAAAGAAUCUGGACAACUAUGUGUUCAAGGAACUGCUUCAGAGUUUGGCGGAGGAUCUCGAGAACAGACGUCACGCGCGUUACAAAAUCUUGCCGCUAGAAGUGGAGCAAGAGUUGAUGAAGAAGCAAGAAUGGCAAAAUGACGCUAAGACUCCCAUAAGUCCCUGAACAUAAAUGUAAAUGUAAAAUCCACCGUCCAUUUUUUUUUAGAGGAAUUCAUAUAUUGUCUCAAGGGGAUGCUGGAGUGAGUAAUUCUGCACCUGUUGCACUUUUUGCAUGUAGAACUGUACAGACCGACUAGUUUCCGCUAAUGGUAUCGUUGAAAUGAAGCUCAGGAGUCUAGCAAAAAAUCUUGAAAUUCCGUGAGAAAGCCAAUAACAGUUUAACAGAUAAAUAUCAGAUAAAUCUGCUCCAAUUGCGCGCGAUUUUAUGACAGCGCGACGAUCAUCGGCGUAAAGUUUACGCCAUCGAAAUCUGAGAUCGCUAUCUCGCGUGCGAAGUAAUGAAGCAGACAGCGGGAAAGCUAUGUCGCGCGCCCACACGGGCGAACAAUCGCGUGCGCGUUCGCACGCGUAUUAUAACACUGCCAAAUUGCCUCUUUAUGUAUAAACGUACGAUACUUCAGCCGCGAUUUACUACGAUUGUAAAAUAAUGCGUCUCGCGUGCGUCGGCGGGGUCGCGCAUUUGUAGCCGCGCGCGCGCGCCACACAUGACAUAACUGCCCAGUCGAUCGUCUUUUAACUACCUCGUACGGAGGACUCGCGUGUGCGUUACGUGCGAUCGUAUGUCGAGCACAUGCGCGUGCAAGCCGGCAUACGUGUAAACACGUCCGUGCGUUGGACCGACCCGAUAAACGGGCCUGACAAUAGUUCGGAUCGUUAAGUCGUUAAGGCCUGGUGAUUGGAAUCGCGCCGUGACCUAGUAUCGAACAUUCAAUACAUUUGGAUUUUAUGGCGCGCCGUGAGAUUUAUCACCGCUCGCGUAUCUCGUAUCGGUCGCUCUCGAAAAUAUCGACUCGACAAAAGGCCCGUGUAUUUAUUACCUUCUACCGAAAAUAUGCAGGGUGUCCCAGGAGGAAAGGUCAAUACUCUGAGGGGGUAUAGUAUCGGUCAUUUUAAGCAA